Messenger RNA from Tripterygium wilfordii, 2563 nucleotides. Its product is annotated as polyadenylate-binding protein 2-like. The transcript has 9 exons. Bases 376 to 2343 code for a protein of 655 amino acids. Lineage: Eukaryota; Viridiplantae; Streptophyta; Magnoliopsida; Celastrales; Celastraceae. Gene Ontology annotation, molecular function: mRNA 3'-UTR binding; poly(A) binding; poly(U) RNA binding. The record is from RefSeq and is a predicted model, not a curated record. Gene Ontology annotation, cellular component: nucleus; cytosol; ribonucleoprotein complex.
ACGCCUGAACCGGUGCGGUGCAGUUUGUUCUUCCCUCCCAGUCCACCCUAAAAAAAUACCAAAAAUUUUGUCGGUGUUACUUCCUCCGUCGUCUCGGUCGUCGAUCGUCUGUUAGUCGGAAGAUUUUAUCUCGCUUUUCUCUCCGCUUUUAUAGUCCUCAUUGCAGAAAAGGAAAAAAAUCUCAAAUUUGCAUUAUAAUUGUUAUACAUUAGGUAUUUCAGUGGCUUAUCGGGAUUUUCAGGGUUUUGAGUUAUAAUUCUGUUGCUUGUUGUUCUCUAUUCAUUCUUUUCUUUCAUCAAGAAGGGGAGAAGGAAUUGGAAUUGAAGUAAAAAGAAUUCUUGAAGGGUUUGUCUUUGUCUGCUUGUGUUUGGUAAGAUGUCGCAACUUCAAGUGCAGCAUCAGGCUCCAGUAUCGGCACCGAAUGGUGUGGUGGCGGCUAGCCCUGCAGCGAAUGAGUUUGUGACGACCUCUCUGUAUGUUGGAGAUCUUGACCAGAGCGUGACUGACUCACAGGUCUACGAUCUCUUCAGCCAGGUUGGCCAGGUCAUGUCAGUUAGGGUUUGUAGGGACCUAAGCACCCGCCGAUCUCUUGGAUAUGGUUAUGUCAACUACAGCAAUACUCAGGAUGCUGCAAGGGCUUUGGACGUACUGAACUUCACUCCUCUCAAUAGCAGGCCAAUUAGGGUCAUGUAUUCACAUCGGGACCCUAGUAUUCGUAAGAGUGGAGCUGGGAAUAUAUUUAUCAAGAAUAUUGACAAAGCUAUUGACCACAAAGCUUUACAUGAUACAUUUUCUUCAUUUGGGACCAUUCUUUCUUGCAAGAUGGCUACUGAUGCUUCUGGCCAAUCUAAAGGCUAUGGUUUUGUUCAAUUUGAAAAUGAAGUGUCUGCACAGACUGCAAUAGAUAAGUUAAACGGCAUGCUUAUAAAUGAUAAGCAAGUGUAUGUUGGACAGUUUCUCCGCAAGCAUGAACGAGAUAGUACUUUGAGUAACAUAAAAUUUAAUAAUGUUUAUGUGAAAAAUUUAUCCGAGUCAACAACUGAUGAGGAUCUGAAGACAAUUUUUGGCGAAUAUGGACCAAUUACAAGUGCUGUAGUCAUGAGGGAUGGAGAUGGGAAGUCGAAAUGUUUUGGGUUUGUCAAUUUUGAACAUGCAGAUGAUGCUGCUAAAGCUGUUGAAGCUCUUAAUGGCAAGAAGUUUGAUGACAAGGAAUGGUAUGUUGGGAAAGCCCAGAAAAAAAUUGAGAGAGAGAUUGAACUGAAGGGGAAGUUUGAGCAGAGUAUUAAAGACACUGUAGACAAGUAUCAAGGGAUGAAUUUGUAUAUUAAGAAUUUGGAUGACAGCAUCAAUGAUGAAAAACUAAAGGAAUUAUUCUCCGAGUUUGGUACAAUCACUUCAUGCAAGGUUAUGUGCGACCCCAGUGGUAUUAGUAAAGGUUCUGGAUUUGUCGCCUUCUCUUCUCCUGAAGAAGCAUCUCGGGCUCUUGCUGACAUGAAUGGAAAAAUGGUUGUUAGCAAACCACUCUAUGUUGCACUGGCUCAGCGGAAAGAAGAGAGGAGAGCAAGGCUACAGGCACAAUUUUCUCAAAUGAGACCUAUUGCUAUGACUCCUCCGGUUGCUCCUCGUAUGCCAAUGUAUCCACCUGGUGCCCCGGGGCUUGGUCAACAAUUUUUGUAUGGGCAAGCACCUCCAGCUAUAAUUCAUCCACAAGCUGGGUUUGGCUAUCAGCAGCAGUUUGUUCCUGGAAUGAGGCCUGGUGGGGGGCCGAUGCCAAAUUUUUUUGUUCCACUGGUCCAGCAGGGUCAGCAGGGCCAGCAGCGACCAGGGGGGCGACGUGGAUCUGGACCUGUGCAACAACCUCAGCAACCAGUCCCACUUAUGCAGCAGCAGAUGGUACCUAGGGGUGGACGCUCAUACCGUUAUCUGCCUGGUCGCAACGUGCCAGAUGCUCAAGUACCAGGUGUUGCUGGAGGGAUGAUUUCUGUUCCGUACGACGUGGGUGGCAUGCCAAGGAGAGAUGCUCCAGUAGGUCAACCUCUGCCUAUAACGGCAUUGGCUUCUGCCCUGGCAAAUGCAACACCUGAACAGCAGAGGAUGAUGUUGGGUGAAAGUUUAUACCCCCUUGUGGAUCAGUUGGAGCAUGAAGCUGCAGCCAAGGUCACGGGCAUGCUUCUGGAGAUGGACCAGACUGAGGUUUUACAUCUGCUUGAGUCACCUGAUGCUUUGAAGGCUAAAGUUGCAGAGGCCAUAGAGGUCCUGAGGAAUGUAGCUGCUGAGCAGCAGGCAAACAAUCAAGCUGAUCAGCUUGCCUCACUCUCCUUGAAUGAAAAUCUUGUCUCUUGAGUAAUGACGUGUGGGCGUUUAUUUAAUUAGAGUGGACUAGUCUCUCCUUCGGCACAAAGGGCAUAUAGAUUUCAAACGUUAGAUACAUUAUUUAGGGUUGCUGGUAUUUGCUAGGAAAGUAGGGAGGUUUGCGAGUUUUUCCUGAAUUUUGUGGUCAAAUUAUUUUGAACAUAAAUUCAACCUUUUGAUAUCUUUGGUAUGAGGAAUUUACGUUGCAUGU